AAUAGCAGAAAGCUGUGUACAGAGCAGACUGCAGAGUGGUGUUAGACAGAUGGCGACCCUCCCUCUCCUCCGUCCAUACUCCUUCCUCCGCACUCCCACCCUCACCCUCACCCUCACCCUCACCCUAAAAACCCCAACCACAAAGAUCCCCUUUUUACCCCUCAAACCCCAAAACGGCGGCGUCGGGGCACGCAUGUCGAACUCCUCCAGCUCUCCGGCGGCGACAGAACGGCUAAUCUCGGUGGCGGCGUACGGGCUGCCCUUGCUGAACUCGGUGCAGCACGGGCGGUACCUGAUGGCGCAGUUCCCGAAGCUGGGCGUCCUCUUGGAGCCCAUCCUACCCUUCCUGGCCUUCUACAGAUCCAUCCCCUACUCCUCCUUCGUCGCCUUCUUCGCCCUCUAUUUGGGCGUCGUAAGAAACCCUAGCUUCCCCCGCUACGUCAGGUUCAACGCCAUGCAGGCCGUUACUCUCGACGUUCUCCUCGUCAUUCCGCUUCUCUUCCACCGCAUCUUCUCCACCGGCACUGGGCCCAUCAUGGUCUUCUCCAGCAACGCCAUUUUCGUCUUCAGUGUUUUCUGUUUUCUAUACGCCGUCGUUUCCUGCGUCUUGGGACGCACGCCUUACUUGCCCUUUGUUGCCGACGCUGCUUCCAGGCAAAUUUGAUUCCCUUCCUUUUCUUUGUUUCUAUCUAAGCCAAUCGUCUCAAUUUUUUGUUUCUGUUCCCCAUUUAUUUAUGGUUUCUUCCGUGUAUUAUAUUUUUAUUUUUUUUGUUUUUGCAAAUUGUGGAAUGGGUUCACUGACUCAUUUUAAAGCUCUUCGUUUGUAUUCGAACAGUGUCUGAAAUGAAGUAAUUGAAAGGAGAGAAAAUAGAUUGUGUUCC
This is a messenger RNA of Cajanus cajan (pigeon pea), 881 nucleotides long. It is a transcript of the gene TIC20-II, whose product is annotated as chloroplast import component Tic20-II. Lineage: Eukaryota; Viridiplantae; Streptophyta; Magnoliopsida; Fabales; Fabaceae. The record is from RefSeq and is a predicted model, not a curated record.